Pteronotus mesoamericanus is the source of this 4446-nucleotide messenger RNA. It is a transcript of the gene ITGA3, whose product is annotated as integrin subunit alpha 3. Gene Ontology annotation, molecular function: integrin binding. Gene Ontology annotation, cellular component: external side of plasma membrane; integrin complex. The record is from RefSeq and is a predicted model, not a curated record. Gene Ontology annotation, biological process: cell-matrix adhesion; cell-cell adhesion; integrin-mediated signaling pathway. NCBI's taxonomy places the organism in Eukaryota, Metazoa, Chordata, Mammalia, Chiroptera, Mormoopidae. The transcript is spliced from 26 exons. Bases 34 to 3234 code for a protein of 1066 amino acids.
AGGAGAGCGGAGCGGCGGCUGGGAGCGCAAGCCAUGGGCCCCAGUCUCCGCCGCACCAUCCGCGUCCUGCGCCCGAUGCUCUGCGCGAUCGCCUUGAUGGUGGCCCCUGGCGGUCGCUUCGCCUUCGCCUUCAAUCUGGACACCCGAUUCCUGGUGGUGAAGGAGGCCCGUAACCCGGGCAGCCUCUUCGGCUACUCGGUCGCCCUCCAUCGGCAGACGGAGCAGGAGCUGCGCUACCUGCUCCUGGUUGGUGCCCCCCGGGACCUCGCCAUGCCUGAUGGCUCUACCAACCGGACUGGUGCUGUGUACCUGUGCCCACUCACUGCCCACAAGGACGACUGUGAGAGGAUUGACAUCACAGAGAAAAGUGACCCUGACCGUCACAUAAUUGAGGACAUGUGGCUUGGUGUGACUGUGGCCAGCCAGGGCCCUGCAGGCAGAGUCCUGGUCUGCGCCCACCGCUACACCCAGGUGCUGUGGUCGGGGUCAGAGGACCAGCGGCGCAUGGUGGGCAAGUGCUAUGUGCGGGGCAACAACCUAGAGCUGGACUCCAAUGAUGACUGGCAGACAUACCACAACGAGAUGUGCAACAGCAACACUGACUACCUGGAGACUGGCAUGUGCCAGCUGGGCACCAGCGGUGGCUUCACCAAGAACACUGUGUACUUCGGUGCUCCCGGUGCCUACAACUGGAGAGGAAACAGCUACAUGAUUCAGCGGAAGGACUGGGAUUUAACCGAAUACGGUUACAAGGACCCGGGAGACCAAGGAAACCUCUAUAUUGGGUACACGGUGCAGGUGGGAAGCGCCAUCCUUCACCGUACAGACAUCACCAUUGUGGCAGGUGCCCCACGGCACCGACAUAUAGGCGCUGUCUUCUUGCUGAGCCAGGAGGGAGGUGGAUACCUGCGGAGGAGGCAGGUGCUGGAGGGCACACAGGUGGGCGCCUAUUUUGGCAGCGCCAUUGCCCUGGCAGACCUGAACAAUGAUGGGUGGCAGGACCUCCUGGUGGGUGCCCCCUACUACUUUGAGCGGAAGAAGGAGGUAGGGGGUGCCAUCUACGUCUUCAUGAACCAGGCAGGCACCUCCUUCCCUGCCCACCCUUCCCUCCUUCUUCAUGGCCCCAGUCGCUCUGCCUUUGGCUUCUCCGUGGCCAGCAUUGGUGACAUCAACCAGGAUGGAUUCCAGGACGUCGCUGUGGGAGCUCCAUUUGAGGGCUUGGGCGCAGUGUACAUCUACCACGGCAGCUCCAGGGCGCUCCUCCAACAGCCCCAGCAGGUAAUCCAUGGAGAGAACCUGGGACUACCUGGCUUGGCGUCCUUUGGCUACUCCCUGAGCGGAAAGAUGGACGUGGAUGAGAACUUCUACCCAGACCUGCUAGUAGGGAGCCUGUCAGACCGCAUCGUGCUGCUGCGGGCCAGGCCUGUCAUCAACAUCCUUCACAGGACCUUGGAGGCCAGGCCAUCUGUGCUGGACCCUGUGCUCUGCACAGCCACCUCCUGUGUGCAGGUGGAGCUGUGCUUUGCUUACCAACAGAGUGCUGGGAACCCCAACUACAAGCGAAACAUCACCCUGGCUUACACUCUGGAGGCCGACCGGGACCGCCGCCCACCCCGGCUUCGCUUUGUGCAGAGCCAGUCACCUGUGUUCCAUGGCUUCUUCUCCAUGCCUGAGAUGCGCUGCCAGAAGCUAGAGCUGGUCCUGAUGGACAACAUCCGUGACAAACUCCACCCCAUUGUGAUCUCCAUGAACUACUCUUUACCUUUGCGUUUCCCGGAGCGCCCCCGGCUGGGGCUGCGGUCCCUGGACGCCUACCCAAUCCUUAACCAGGCACAGGCUCUGGAGAACCACACUGAGGUCCAGUUCCAGAAGGAGUGCGGGCAGGACAACAAGUGCGACAGCAACUUGCAGAUGCAGGCAGCCUUCGUGUCGGAGCAGGGGCAGCAGAUGAGCAGGCUCCAGUACAGCAAAGACCUCAGGAAACUGCUCCUGAGCAUCAACGUGACCAACGCCCCAAGCAGGGAGCGGGCUGGGGAAGAUGCCCACGAGGCGCUGCUCACCCUGGCAGUUCCCCCGGCCCUGCUGCUGUCCUCAGUGCGCCCUCCUGGGGCUUGCCAGGCCAACGAGACCAUCCUUUGCGAGUUGGGCAAUCCCUUCAAACGGAACCAGAGGAUGGAGCUGCUCAUCGCCUUUGAGGUCAUUGGGGUGACCCUGCACACAAGGGAACUCCAGGCGCAGCUGCAGCUCUCCACGUCAAGUCACCAGGACAACCUGUGGCCCAUGACCCUGACUCUGCUGGUGGACUACACGCUCCAGGCCUCACUCAGCAUGGUGAGUCACCGGCUACAAAGCUACUUUGGAGGAGCAGUGAUGGGUGAGUCUGGCAUGAAAACUGUGGAGGACGUGGGAAGCCCUCUCAAGUAUGAGUUCCAGGUGGGCCCAAUGGGAGAAGGGCUGGCAUCCCUGGGGACCCUGGUCCUAGGGCUGGAAUGGCCCUAUGAAGUCGCCAAUGGCAAGUGGCUGCUGUACCCCACGGAGAUCGCCAUCCAAGGCAAUGGGUCCUGGCCCUGCCAACCACCAGGAGACCUUAUUAACCCUCUCAACCUCACUCUCUCCGUCCCUGAGGACAGACGGCCAUCUCCACAGCGCAGGCGGCGGCAGCUGGACCCAGGGGGAGGCCAGGGCCCCUCACCUGUUACUCUGGCUGCUGCCAAAAAAGCCAAGUCUGAGACCCAACUGAGCUGCGGCAGUGUCCACACCCACUGUGUGUGGCUGGAGUGCCCCAUUCCUGAUGCCCCCGUCAUCACCAACGUGACAGUGCGGGCUCGAGUGUGGAACAGCACCUUCAUUGAGGAUUACAAAGACUUUGACCGAGUCAGGGUAUCCAGCUGGGCCACCCUGUUCCUCCGAACCAGCGUCCCUACCAUCAACAUGGAGAACAAGACUGUGCCGUUCUCGGUGGACAUUGACUCUGAGCUGGUGGAGGAGAUGCCGGCCGAGAUCGAGCUGUGGCUGGUGAUUGUGUCUGUGACUGCCGGGCUGCUGCUGCUGGGGAUCAUCAUCCUCCUGCUGUGGAAGUGUGACUUCUUUAAGCGGACCCGCUAUUACCAGAUCAUGCCCAAGUACCACGCAGUGCGGAUCCGGGAGGAGGAACGCUACCCACCUCCAGGGGGGACGCUGCCCACCAAGAAGCACUGGGUGACCAGCUGGCAGACAUGGGAUCGAUACUACUGAUGUCCUCCCAGAUCCCACCCCUACGCCCCCAGUGUCCCCUUCUUCUGUUUGUCAUAAGUUAUGCCCCGACAGUCCACAGGGGCCACUGCCUUUGGCUGGCACCAGUAGGUUCCGGCAUUCACACCUCUUCAAGUACAUGCAUAUGCCAUCUGGCCACAGGCUUCUCCCUGCAGGAGGGCGGGGGCUGUGGGCCCUGCUAUGCCGAGCACGCCGCGGCCCUGUGUGUGGGGACACGUGUGGACAAAAGUGGGCCCCACUCUUUGUGGGCUGUGCUUGUGCACCACAGAUGGUGUGGACAUGCGUGUCCCCGCCUUUGCCUAUGCCAAAACCAAGCCAAAGGCCUCUGCCAGAGCCAGGAGGGAAAGGCCUCCAAAGUGGUGACACCUCCACCAUUUACACUGGACCCAUCUUGAGCCAUAGUCACUGGAUGGACUCUGCUCUCGAGAUAAAACUACUGACAAGGAAGAGCCCUCUAGGCCUCCAGCUGUAGUUCCUGGCACCCAUGCCAGAGCACAGGCGUAGGGGUCCUGCCUGAGUUUGUCCGAGUGGAUGUUUGCAGUACCUGGCACACUCAGACUCAAGAGCAGAAUGAACUAGAAGGAAGGUCCUCAGGAUGGCUUUGUUUCAUGGAUCGCUGCGAAACCUCUUUCCUCAGCCAAACAUGCACUAGUGGGGAAUGCAGCCUAAAGGAACAAAGACGGACAAACCGCUAGACAGCCAGGACACGCUGCACCGGGACCGCCCUGGGAGCACAGUGGAAUCCUCAGCAGAGGAGGGGACUGGUCCUGGGCCAAGAUGUUGGAAGGAUCCAGAAGAAAUGCCACUUCUCACCUACCACUAUCAUCCUGGCCUCUGAAGGGCCUGGAGAGAUCACAGAGGGAGCGACACUUGAAUGUAGGACAGGGAGGGAGCCCUGUCCCUGCCCUAUUGGCCAAACUCCACUCUUUCCCCACCGACCAUGGGUUAGAAGCCUAGACGUGGAGUUCUUGGCUGUCCUUGGCUUUCAUCACCAAUCGGCUCUGCCUUCUCCCCGUUGGGCAGAGUCCCCAGGCCCAUUCUAGAAGUUGAAGCUGGUUCCAGAAACCCUCUCCUGCCCGCUGCCUGCUGGCGGGCCCCCCACUCUUUCCACGGUACUGUAGCAGGGGAGCUCCCUCUCCCUCCUUGUGCCUUCUUUGUACAUAGGCUUCUCACAUCAACCAAUAAACAGCUCCC